UAAGAUAAAGAAGUGUAGAAAAAUGAAGGUUGAUGAAUUAAGUUUAGGAGAAAAGUGUCAAAAACAACUGAUAUGCCAAAUUAAGUGAAACAAGAACAUCUUUGGGAAUAAAAAAACUGACAAAUUAACAGCUCCAUAUUGGAAAUGAUACUCGUGUAUCACUCAGUGGUUGGGCUCCUCAUGGUCAACACUUGAGCGAAAAUUGAUACUAAGUCUGCUUUACAUAGAAUAAUUGAUUUUAUGCCAAAAGCAAACAUUCUUUUCUUUCAACGGAGGCGAGUAAAUUCAAGAGCGUAUUUCCAUGGAGUAUUUGACAUUUAAAUGAAAUGAAAAAAUCUUGUGGAAAACUUUCUUUCUGGAGAUCCAAAGCUCGCUCAUUUUUUAAAAUACUCAUGGUUGUAGGAUUUAUCCUUCAAAGUGCAAAAUUCCUGGAAAUGUAUCUCAAGUAUCCUUCUUUUCUGCAGUUAGAUGUAGAAGAACCACAGGAAGUGGAAUUUCCAGCAUUUACAGUCUGUAAUUUAAACGAAAUUCGUUCCACCCCUUACUGUGCGAGAUACCCUGAAAGAUGUGGAAGCGCAGAAACAACGAAAAAUUUCUGCGAAUUUCCGGAAUAUUGUCGUCUAGUUAAUGAUACCAAGAAACAGGUACCUCUUCAUCCAAUCUCACAUUAUAAUUUGUCGAGGUACGAACAACAGCUAUUCGGGCAUCAGUGGAAUGGUCUGGUGGUGGACUGUGUUAUAGAAACAGAUGGCAAUGAAGAAAAAUGCAAUGAAACUCCAAUCCUUGUUCCGGCUUUGAGUCACUCCGAAACUGUAGCGUUCAACUGUUUCAUGAUGUAUUCAUUGUACGGUCAACCUAAUGGGCAUCCAAAGCGUGUUCCCAUAUCAACAGUAAUAAGACUGCAUAUGAAUCUGGAAAUAGGAGAAUAUCAUCCAAGUCAUUUGUCACGUGGUGCGCAAAUUAGCGUCCAUUCGCCUUAUCACGUGCCGUCCCCUAUGAGUGAAGGAUGGUUGCUCAAUUUGGGAAAUAUAUAUAGGUUCUACACACGUUUGACUCGUCAGAUUUUGCUUCCUCCUCCAUAUAAAAGCAACUGUCGAGAUUAUAUGAAAGAAUGGAAAGCAAAUGGCGGAAUGGGGCCAAUGACUCAGAAAAUGUGUAAAGUGAAAUGCAAGCUGGACAAAUCACUGUACCUGUAUGGCUGUGCGGAUCCUUUUAUAGACUACCCCCAUAAUGAAACCAUCUGUGAUCAUGAAAUACCAAACUUUCAUGCAUCAGCAAGAUCAGAAUGCGCUGAGAAAUGCUCGAUGUCUUGCAGAAUUCCUGUAGAACCGCGACUGACUUGACAUGUGCUACUCUGGUUCAGAUUUUCUUAGAAAACAUGGAUACCACAACAUUCGCUUAUAAACCUCGCUUUGAGUCUGUGGGGAUUCUGAGCUGGAUCGGCGGCUACGUGGGACUAUGGCUUGGGAUUUCUCUUCUGCACGUUUAUGAUUUUUUGGAGAUGUGCCUGUUUAAACUUUUAUUUAAAAUGAGAAAAAAAUUUCAGAAGAAUCACAAAAAGAAAAAAUCGAAAAAGACAUACUAUUUGAACGAUACAUUAUACCAGAUUACUACUGCGAGAUAUAUAUGAAAUCAUAAGAACAUCAAAGAAUCGUUUACGAAUGCAAAAGCAAAUGUCAUGCCAUGCUCCACACCAUUCAUGUAUGA
This is a messenger RNA of Stegodyphus dumicola, 1707 nucleotides long. RefSeq names its product degenerin mec-4-like. Gene Ontology annotation, molecular function: ligand-gated sodium channel activity. Gene Ontology annotation, biological process: sodium ion transmembrane transport. Lineage: Eukaryota; Metazoa; Arthropoda; Arachnida; Araneae; Eresidae. The record is from RefSeq and is a predicted model, not a curated record. Gene Ontology annotation, cellular component: plasma membrane.